AUGAAGAGAUCUCAAGUUUUAGGGCCUGAGGGGAAAAAUUAUGGGCUAUUUCUGAGUGCGUCACGGUGGGAUAUGCUCAGUAGAAAUCCCUCAUAUCAGUCAGCCAUGUCGAGCAAAUCGCGCCCCAAUCUGUUGUCGUCACCUUACGAAUGGAGCAAGACCCAUAGGCUGCACAAAAAGAUCUACCCGAGCAGAAUCAAUACUCUGUGGUACCGACGAUAUGUCAACAAACUACCCGAAGACGAACAGAUUGACUUCCAGCCGUUCGAUGAGGUUCAGAGAGUCGACGAAGAUAUCGCCCUGCAAUACUUCUAUGGAGAAGAUGGCCACCUUGAGGACAGUCGAAUUGACCGAACUGACAUGGUUGAGAAGAGGCGAUCGGCCCUGCAAAGGUACAACGUGCUCAAGGAACAGGAGGAGAGGGACAGAGCCAUGCAAGAGGAAGAAGCCAGCAAGAUCGGGUUAUCCUGGUACAGCAGCGUCAUGAAGGCCCUCAAAAACCGGGCCACUUCAGAUUUCGGCGCCACCACGGCAGAGAAGAAAGUGUUGACUCCCCUGAUUGAGUUCUUGCACAAAAUGUCGUUGAAGAAAAGAAGACAAAUCCGCCACGUGGUUCUGAAACCGGGCUCCAAAUGGAAGCUGCUGACCAAUCCCGCCGUGUCUCGCAAAAUUAUGUUCAUGUUCAAGAACCUCAGAACGGAAGAG
Messenger RNA from Candidula unifasciata, 705 nucleotides. Lineage: Eukaryota; Metazoa; Mollusca; Gastropoda; Stylommatophora; Geomitridae. The record is from the annotation of a GenBank genome assembly.